Molecule: messenger RNA, 1284 nt
Organism: Alternaria alternata
Lineage: Eukaryota; Fungi; Ascomycota; Dothideomycetes; Pleosporales; Pleosporaceae
Exons: 2
Coding region: 1-1284 (427 amino acids)
Source: RefSeq, a predicted model, not a curated record
AUGCCACCCAUCUCCCUGCGUAUGCUACCACACACCCGGGCCACUCCCAUGGCCUAUUCGCUCCGUAUCUCCCCUCAAAGAGAGUUCGCCAAGCCCCUCACGGUCCUCCUUCGCCUCUCCAUCUCCCCAAUCCUAACUAGUCCUCUCAUGAUGCUCGUUCCCUGGUCUCCGCAUCCAGCCCCGCCGUCACAAAGUGCAACGCCAUCACCUCCGCAGGUGGGUGGGCUGGGUGUUGCGCUCGUCGUGGACGUAGUCGAUGAUGUACCAGUGGAUGAAGAGACCGUUGUAGUGCCAAAUGAUGAAGAAGAAAAUGAGGGUAAGGAGGUUGAUGACUCUGUGCUGCUGGUCGAGGAUGAAGCACUGCUGCUAGCCGACGUGCUCGAACCACUGGAAGUCGAUGUCAUGCUAGUAGAUGAUGACAGCGAUGACGAUGAGUCUGUACUACUUGCUGUGGACGACGAGAUACUACUAAACGACGAACUCGAAUCGCUUGACGUCGGAAUUAUACUGCUUGACGAUUCGGAUCCAGUGCUACUAGUGGAAGUUGUCGGGAUGCUUCUGGAUGAGCCCAAUGAAGUGCUUGUGGAUGAGACACUUGAACUGCUAAGCGAGGCAGACGAUGUGCUACUACUAGAGCUUUCGGAAGAAGUACGGCUGCUCAUAGAGCUUGAAGUGUCGGAUGAGCUCGAAGAAGAGCUGCUGGAAAGACUCUCGGAAGAAGUAACGGAGGACAAUGAGCUCGUUGGUGUGGCACUUGAUGAAGAACUGGAAGAGCUCAGCGUGUUGCUUGUGAUAGGGUUUUCGUCUAAAGUAGUCGACGAGCUGCUUGAUGCUGUGGAUGAGGUACCCGAAGUAGUAGGCAGUUCGAUAAUCGACGAGCUACCAGAGCUGGAAGACGCUGUAGUUGGCGCUGUCGAGGCAGAGGUUGAAGAGCUGGAAGAGCUAAAAGUAGUUGGUGUGCUCGAUGAGCUGCUAGAUUCAGUCGGCGAGGAUGAAAAGCCUCCCGUACUAGACGAUGAAGUGGUUGGGCUCGAAGAAGAGCUACCCGUGCUAACCGAUGAUGUAGCCGAGCUUGAAGAAGAACUACCUGUACUUGUGGAUGACAAUGUGCUCGAGAUCACGCUACUAGUGACACUGCUAGAUAAUGAAGAAGAUGUAUGUGUGCUUGAUGAGGUCGGAGAGUUGGCUGAAGAUGAAGGAGUAAACACUGGGCACGACGUGCUAGUCGUCGAGAUACUGGUAAUGGUUGUGGUCGCGGUAUUGGUCACAGUCUGUGAUAUAUGA